Trichoderma citrinoviride is the source of this 2010-nucleotide messenger RNA. RefSeq lists its product as hypothetical. The transcript is spliced from 5 exons. Bases 1 to 2010 code for a protein of 669 amino acids. Gene Ontology annotation, cellular component: nucleus. NCBI's taxonomy places the organism in Eukaryota, Fungi, Ascomycota, Sordariomycetes, Hypocreales, Hypocreaceae. Gene Ontology annotation, biological process: DNA-templated transcription; regulation of DNA-templated transcription. Gene Ontology annotation, molecular function: zinc ion binding; DNA-binding transcription factor activity, RNA polymerase II-specific; DNA binding. The record is from RefSeq and is a predicted model, not a curated record.
AUGAGCAUCCGCCACGCUGCGUGUGAACCUUGUCGGCGAGCCAAGCUGGCUUGCGGCCACGAACGGCCCACUUGUGCCCGGUGUCGCAGCCGCGACCAGAUCGACCUCUGCAUCUAUCGAGCUCGGCCAUUCCGGAGAAAGAGUCCCAGUGACCGUAUGAGAGAGCAGAGACAAUCGAUCCGUGUAGACGCUCUGACCACUCCCCCCUUGGAUACUUCACCAAUUGCAGAGGUCCUCGGCGCUUCUUCGUCUCGUCUCCGUCGAUACCCCAAUCCUGGCUAUCUUGGCGAUGUGAGUCAUGCCAACAUCUUUAACCAAGUGUCUUCGCGGGCCCCUUCAGGGGUCACCGCUGUCCAGCACGACGAGUCCAUGCAGCAGCCGAUCCCCAGCCCUCCAGCAGAUACGUUUAUCGACCAGGCAACCUUUGACAGAGCCAACCAUGCCCUGAGUCUGCUGGAUCAGCUGCAGGUCUCGAGGCUGGCGUCUCUGAUACGGUUCUGGCUCAAGAAGGGGGUGAACCUGGCGCUGGCGGAGCCCUUCGUUGAGACGUGUGCCGAAGCUGCAGUUGACUGGAGAGAGCUCUCAACUCCUAUUGGGGCUAAUGUUCACGAUGUUGGCGUUGGGAUUGCCCAGAGAGCGAGGGUUUUACUGGAAAAUACUCACAGACCGCUUGUGGUUGACAGACACUCGACUCCAUCCGAUUAUCUGUCGCAGAUGUCGGGGAGGAACUUGCGGUGGGAGAGUCUAGGCAUCUUCCUCGCAGCUGCAAGCCGCGCUGCCCUAGACACCUCUUCCUUUGCUCCACUCUACAACAGCGACGAAGGACGUCGCGGGCUAAUCAAAGCUUUGACCUACAUUGGAGACUGCUGCUUGGAGACAUGCCUUGCCCUGGACUGUCUCAACGAUCUGCAGCUCGUUCUGCAGUAUGAGAAUCUCAUCGUCCACUCGCAGGUUGACGGUGACCAGAGCUACCACUCAUGGCGGCGCAUGGGCGAUGUUGCCAGCUCGCUGUUUGCUCUUGGAUAUCAUGAGAAGAUUGAUCAAGACUCUUACGACAUCCCGCUGUUCGUAGCCGAGCUGCGGAGGUCUUGCUUUGCCCGCAUCUACGCAGCCGACAAGAGCCUCGCCGUAUUUCUUGGACGUCCCCCACGCAUCAUGAAGGAGUUUUGCUAUUUCCAGCUGCCAACCAAGUUUACGAGCCUCUGGAAAGACGACGGCGGCAUAGAGAAGCCGAACAACAGCCCCCUGGACUCUCCCACGAUCACAAGCGCAGACGUUGAAGAGUGUCAUAGUGAACAAGUCUUGAACUACACUUCCGACACGUUUGUCUCUGCGCUUUUUGCGGUCAUUAAGGAAGAGAUACUCCAGCUUUUUCGCAAGCGCCAUGUUUCCAGCGAGACUGGCAUCAUCAACCUUAAAGAUUGCCCGCUUGGGCCUUUUGCACGAGAUUUCCUAGCCGGAGCUCGUCUUGAAUACCUCCAUACGCACUUUCUCCUUGGUUUCCUGUCCCAGCGCAAAGUGGCCGAACCUGAUGAAGCAUUGUUGAGGACUGCGUGCGAAAUGCUCUCCAUUGUGGUGGAGACCAUUAUCUUGCGGGAUCGAAUGGCAAAUUCGGGGACGUGUCUCAUUUGGAAGGUGGCUCAGUAUGGACUACCAGCCGCGGGGAUCAUCUCCCUGGCCCUCCUCAACUCGACAGCCCCCGACUCGCGUCAGUUCUCUCGAUCCAAGAUGAUUCAAGCCUUAAGCGUCCUCGUCGCAGAAAUCACUAUCGGAUCAUGGAUCCAGCCCGGCGAGCCGAACUUUGCGCUCUUCUCACAGGCAACGAGGACGAUUCAGAGCUUACUUGACUCGCUCACAGCGUUGAAGGUGCCCUCGGGGGCCAACGAUUCACAACAGCUGCUCAGUACUGACCCUGCUGAUAAUUGGGAUCCGUACAUCAAUUCGCAGUCUUGGGAGCUCGAGAUGGACUUUUGGGCUAGUUUGGCCGAGCAUCCCACCUUGGUAAAUUGA